Molecule: messenger RNA, 285 nt
Organism: Phytomonas sp. EM1
Lineage: Eukaryota; Euglenozoa; Kinetoplastea; Trypanosomatida; Trypanosomatidae
Source: the annotation of a GenBank genome assembly
AUGCAAAUUGAGGCAGAUGCACAGCAUCUCUACAAUUUUCGCGAUUAUAAUAAAAUAGAAGGGGUGUGUUACGUCUGUCAUGAGGUGGAUUGCUCCGUGUAUGAGGCACUAAUGGAGGAACAGCACCGUCCUACCCCACAAAGUAUUGAACUAGGUUUUCGGAGCGAUACGAGUGAGAGUUCUCCUCACCCUUCCUCCACAACCUUCUUUAACCAGUAUUUGAUUGAUGAGCUUGGUAUGGUGAAGGAUAUUAAUGUUGAUGGUCGGUCCGAUGAUGGCUCGUAA